UGGCAAUUCAAAUCUAAUUCACAGUCUUCCAAUUGAAGAGAUCUUAUCCUUAAAGUUUCUAAUUCCAUUUGUUUAAUACCUACUACCCCCUUCCAGUUCAAUCCAAUUCAAUCUGUCAGUAUGGCCGACGAAGACCUCGACACUGGCGACAUGUUCAACGACCCCGAGGGGUUCUACCCUCCUGAAAAAGAACCCAGCUCUGCAGAGCAUCGCAUGCUCUCAGGGCAAGUAGUGCGUGUUCGCCUUGUUGGCAGCCACCCUCUUUAUGGAAACAUGCUCUGGAACGCCGGUCGCAUAAGCUCAGAAUACAUUGAAACGCAUGCCUCCACCCUUAUCACCGGGAAAGAUGUUCUCGAGAUAGGUGCCGCAGCGGGAGUUCCUAGUAUCGUUAGCGCUAUCAAAGGCGCGCGCACAACCGUGAUGACCGACUACCCGGAUCUCGAUCUCGUCGAUAACAUGCAGAAGAAUGCCGAUGCGGCUGCCUCAAUGAUACCCACCGAUCCCCCUUCCUCUUUGCACGUCACCGGGUAUCUAUGGGGUAGCUCUGUUGAGCCGCUUCUAGCUUAUCUACCUGAGGAUUCAAGGUCGAAGGGAUUUGAUGUGCUCAUUAUGGCGGAUGUGGUAUAUAGUCACCGCGAACAUGGGAACCUGAUUAAGACAAUGCAGCAAGCUCUUAAGCGGGAACGUGAGGCAGUUGCAUUGGUGAUUUUUACACCAUAUGAACCUUGGUUGCUACCAAAGACGGAAAAGUUCUUCCCUCUGGCAGAACAGAGCGGAUUCAAGGUGACAAAGGUGUUUGAGCAGAUAGUGGAUAAGGUUCUGUUUGAAAAUGAUCCUGGGGACGAGAAACUACGAAGAACCGUUUUUGGGUAUGAGAUUCGAUGGGCUGAUGAGGAGCUAAAAUAGACGAAGAUACCACUGAUAUGUUGCAUUUAUGACAGUUAGAUAUAUAGAGGGAUUUGUUGAUACUGCAGUUUGUAGUGUCUCGCGUUAAAGAAAAGUUCUACCAAGGUACUAUGUAUGUAUAGAUGAUAAUC
Molecule: messenger RNA, 1037 nt
Organism: Aspergillus ochraceoroseus IBT 24754
Lineage: Eukaryota; Fungi; Ascomycota; Eurotiomycetes; Eurotiales; Aspergillaceae
Gene: efm7
Product: putative nicotinamide N-methyltransferase Nnt1
Exons: 3
Coding region: 121-906 (261 amino acids)
Biological process (GO): peptidyl-lysine dimethylation
Molecular function (GO): protein-lysine N-methyltransferase activity
Source: RefSeq, a predicted model, not a curated record